AUGUCACUUACUGGUUCAUCCUUAGAUUUUCUUUCUGAAUUUAUUCUCACCCUUAGUAGUCAAUUUGCCAUGAAAGACCUGGGUCCUAUUCAUUAUUUUUUAGGGGUUCAGAUUACUCAAACUCUUGAAGGCCUCAUUCUGACCCAAGCUAAAUAUGCCCGUGAUAUUCUAGACCGUGCCCAAAUGACUGACUGUAAGCCCAUGGGCACUCCCAUGAUGGCUAAAACCAAAGGGCUUACAUCCAUAGCACCAUAUCUUGACCCUGCUCAUUAUCGCAGCCUUGUUGGUGCUCUUCAAUAUCUUACCCUUACUUGCCCUGACCUUGCAUACAGUGUUAACUUUGUGUCACAAUUCAUGCACUCCCCUACUGAAGAUCAUUUUAAAAUGGUCAAACGUAUACUCAGAUAUGUGAAAGACACAGUUGACUUAGGCCUUCAUUUCAGUUCCAACUCUACACUUGAUCUUUAUGCUUUCUCUGAUGUAGGUUGGAUGUGCACUCACUUGACACUCCACAACAGGCUAUUGCAUAUUUCUCGGUAG
This is a messenger RNA of Juglans microcarpa x Juglans regia, 540 nucleotides long. RefSeq lists its product as uncharacterized. Bases 1 to 540 code for a protein of 179 amino acids. The record is from RefSeq and is a predicted model, not a curated record. Lineage: Eukaryota; Viridiplantae; Streptophyta; Magnoliopsida; Fagales; Juglandaceae. The transcript has a single exon.